AUGAAAGAUUGGCACACAGAUGACCACACCAGUGCAUGCUUCGAAAAUGAACAGAGCGGCAAGAAGUACCUAAACAGGAGCGAUCAGGGGAAAGGAGGAGAGCACCACGUGUGUCGAGGGGAGGAGGCAAACCGGAGUGAUCUCCCCGGACGAGGCGAAUCACCCAAGAUGGGCAGUGGAAAGAGUGUUAUCGGCAUUGGAAGUGGCAUCGCCAUUGGCAGUGGGAAGUGCCCGCCGAACCGAAAGAGCUUACCUGAGAUGAGCAGAAGUGACAGGAAUAAUUAUCUGGGGAGUGAAGAAAAAGAAGGAAUGGUCGAAAACGAAAUUCAUAGGUCGUCAAGUAGAUCUUAUAAGAUAGGUAACCUAGUGGGGAAUGGAAGCUUCGGAGUGGUGUAUGAAGCGAUCUGUCUGGAGACAUCGGAGAAGGUAGCAAUAAAGAAGGUGCUCCAAGAUCCUCAGUACAAAAACAGAGAGUUAAUAAUAAUGAAGAACCUAAAUCAUGUGAACAUCAUCUUUCUGAAGGACUACUACUACACCGAGUGUGUAAAAAAAAAUGAAAAAAAUGUUUUCCUCAAUGUCGUCAUGGAGUUUAUUCCACAGACAGUACACAAAUAUAUGAAGCACUAUGCUAGGAACAACCAUUCGUUACCUCUCCUUUUGGUGAAGCUGUAUUCGUACCAACUCUGCAGAGCACUAGCUUAUCUGCACUCUAAGCUUAUUUGCCAUCGAGAUUUGAAGCCACAGAAUCUAUUAAUAGAACCCAACACACACACACUUAAACUGUGUGACUUUGGCAGUGCCAAGAACUUGCUAUCGGGCCAGCGAAGCGUCUCCUAUAUUUGCUCCAGGUUUUAUCGUGCCCCGGAGCUGAUGCUGGGCGCCACCAACUACACCACGCACAUUGAUUUGUGGUCCCUCGGCUGCAUAAUUGCCGAAAUGAUUCUAGGUUACCCUCUCUUCUCCGGCCAGUCCAGCGUCGAUCAGUUAGUUAGAAUCAUCCAAGUCUUAGGCACACCCACGGAGGAGCAAAUGAAAGUCAUGAACCCGAACUAUGCAGAUGUGAAGUUCCCAGAUGUGAAGCCAAAAGAUUUCAAAAAGGUCUUUCCGAAGGGAACCCCCGAAGACGCCAUCAACUUCGUAUCCAGCUUCCUCAAAUAUGAGCCCCUGAAACGGCUUAGCCCAAUCGAGGCCCUGGCGGAUCCUUUCUUCGAUGACCUGAGGGACCCCUGCAUUAAGUUACCUAAGUACAUCGAGAAGCUGCCGGAGUUGUUUAACUUCACCGAAGCGGAAAUCAAAGAAAUGUCCGACGCCUGCAGGCGGAAGCUGACAUCCAAACAUAGCUACGAGGCAUACGAACAGUACGUAAUGAGUAAGACGAGUGACGGCUCCAGCAGGACUGACAAUUUGAGCAAAGAGUCUAGUGAAUCCAACAUGGAGGCUAAGACCAAUGGCGCGGUGAACCUCGCCUGA
Molecule: messenger RNA, 1470 nt
Organism: Plasmodium inui San Antonio 1
Lineage: Eukaryota; Apicomplexa; Aconoidasida; Haemosporida; Plasmodiidae
Product: CMGC/GSK protein kinase
Exons: 7
Coding region: 1-1470 (489 amino acids)
Biological process (GO): protein phosphorylation; signal transduction
Cellular component (GO): cytoplasm
Molecular function (GO): protein serine/threonine kinase activity; ATP binding
Source: RefSeq, a predicted model, not a curated record